AUGGUUCCUCCAGGCAACAUUCUGUUCCUGCUUUUGCUCCCAGUGGCUGCAGCUCAGAUGACCCCAGGUUCCUGUUCCGGAUGUGGGCCCCUCUUCCUGCCACUCCUGGCGGGUCUCGUGGCCGCAGAUGCGGUUGUGUCACAGCUAAUUGUGGUGGUGGUGUUUGUGUGUGUGCGCCCACGCAGCAGGCCCACCCAAGAAGAUGGCAGAAUCUACAUCAACAUGCCUGGCAGGGGGUGA
Messenger RNA from Balaenoptera acutorostrata (minke whale), 240 nucleotides. It is a transcript of the gene HCST, whose product is annotated as hematopoietic cell signal transducer. The record is from RefSeq and is a predicted model, not a curated record. The transcript is spliced from 4 exons. Gene Ontology annotation, cellular component: membrane. Gene Ontology annotation, molecular function: signaling receptor binding; phosphatidylinositol 3-kinase binding. Gene Ontology annotation, biological process: positive regulation of phosphatidylinositol 3-kinase/protein kinase B signal transduction; regulation of immune response. Lineage: Eukaryota; Metazoa; Chordata; Mammalia; Artiodactyla; Balaenopteridae. The coding region runs from base 1 to 240 and encodes 79 amino acids.